This is a messenger RNA of Oncorhynchus keta (chum salmon), 542 nucleotides long. RefSeq names its product nuclear pore complex protein Nup58-like. The record is from RefSeq and is a predicted model, not a curated record. NCBI's taxonomy places the organism in Eukaryota, Metazoa, Chordata, Actinopteri, Salmoniformes, Salmonidae. The transcript has 2 exons. Bases 1 to 468 code for a protein of 155 amino acids.
AUGAACUUAUCCUCUGCAGCAGAGGUAACUCUGGGUCUUCCUGCAGCAGAGGUAACUCUGGGUCUUCCUGCAGCAGAGGUAACUCUGGGUCUUCCUGCAGCAGAGGUAACUCUGGGUCUUCCUGCAGCAGAGGUAACUCUGGGUCUUCCUGCAGCAGAGGUAACUCUGGGUCUUCCUGCAGCAGAGGUAACUCUGGGUCUUCCUGCAGCAGAGGUAACUCUGGGUCUUCCUGCAGCAGAGGUAACUCUGGGUCUUCCUGCAGCAGAGGUAACUCUGGGUCUUCCUGCAGCAGAGGUAACUCUGGGUCUUCCUGCAGCAGAGGUAACUCUGGGUCUUCCUGCAGCAGAGGUAACUCUGGGUCUUCCUGCAGCAGAGGUAACUCUGGGUCUUCCUGCAGCAGAGGUAACUCUGGGUCUUCCUGCAGCAGAGGUAACUCUGGGUCUUCCUUUCCUGUGGCGGUCCUCAUGAGAGACAGUUAACUCUAAUGAACUUAUCCUCUGCAGCAGAGGUAACUCUGGGUCUUCCAUUCCUAUGGCGGUCCU